AUGCUUUUAAGUCUACUGGUGAUUAUCUAUUUGGUUAAUAAUUCACUAUUGAAAAUUUAUGGAGAUCAUGUACCUUGUGAUAAACUAAAUCUUCAAUCUAAUAAUGAUCAAAAAACGAUUAUAUGCAGUGAUACAUAUUCAAAGUUUGAUCAUUAUUAUUAUUCCCAAGUAAUACGUUAUAAUCAACCUCUUCCAAUUGUUGAUAUAACUUUUCGUCAAAUCAAUGAUUAUGUUGAAAUUUUCAAACCAUCCUUCAUAAUCAAAUUUUAUGGUAUGCCCUAUGAGAAUAUCUCUAUAGGAAUUGAUGGCUUCAUGACUUUAAAACAUUCAAAUGAUGAAUACCCUAAGAUUGGGUUCAUCACAAUGCUUUUAAUUCGUGGUGAUACAAGAUUUCAAGUAGAGAUUGGAAAUAAUGUUAAAGCGAAUUGUUAUAUUUAUCGAAAUGGGAAGAUAUCUUUUUACUACGAGAAGAUACCUGAUAACAUUAAAGAAAUUUUGUUAUGGCCGAUGAUGAACAAUGGAUUAUGGUGCAGUCAUUCCACGCACCCUACUCCUAUAAAAAAAGAAUACAGCGUCAUUUUAACUCAUGAGUCCUUAAUCGAAGAUGGCACAUUAGUGGAGUUCGAACCUAUGUCAGACGUUUGCGACAUACAAAAUACUAAAGAUUUAUGCAUAAAUACAAAUAGAGCUGAAUCUCAGUGUUACUGGUGUUCAAUGAUUGAAAAAUGCAGUAAUGGCCGUGAUUAUCAUGCAGAUAUAUGGAUGAAGAACGGUUGCGAUGCAAAUGUAGGUGAUUUUGAAUCAUGA
Schistosoma curassoni is the source of this 807-nucleotide messenger RNA. The record is from the annotation of a GenBank genome assembly. NCBI's taxonomy places the organism in Eukaryota, Metazoa, Platyhelminthes, Trematoda, Strigeidida, Schistosomatidae.